AUGGCUCAAGAAUCAAAUGCGGCGCAGCUGGAGGAAGACAUUCUGUCUGGUCCACAGACUGGACAAGACAAAAAACGCACAUUAUGGAAGCGUUUCAACACAUUUGUUUCUAAUCGAGUACUAGAACGAUUUCCAAUCGGAAAGAAAUCUGUACCGCCUACUUCUCCAGCAGCAGAAGACGCAGCUACUGCGACCGAAAGCACGUCAUUGGAUGAACAAGGGAGCCGCGUGUUCCGUCAAUUCCAGAGAUUUCCUCCAGAACUACGUCUAUUGGUCUGGAAUUUGGCGUCAUCACCACGCAUAUUAGGUUACCUUGUUGUCCGCAAUCUUGGGCGGUUCUUAAGGGACCCGUACUGGACUUUUGUGCAAACAACCAUUGCCUAUUUAUUCAGUCACGUCUCCUCUGAGUCUCGGCAGGAAACACUAGAGCGUGAAGCACAACUAAGUACAGGACACGGGCGCCGCGAAGUCAUAAGACAAACAGAUAAUGUUGUAUUCUUGAUGAGUCUGAGUCUCGGUCGCCGUGUUGAUCCUCUCCAAACUCUCGUGGAACAAGUAAAGAGAUCGCGACGGUCGAGACCAAAGCUGCCUAGGAUGGCCUUUCAGUACAAUCGGAGAUCGUUGACUUUCGAAAACUUCGAAAAUGACAUUUCUGUCUGGGGGCAGAUAAGAAGAUUGAAUUAUUUUGGGGUGGAGGAACUGAUCUUUGUUUUGGGGCGAGGCAUAAUUUGUCGCGAUCCUGGCGUGAGGUUCGUGGAGCCAACGAAAAGUCCAAAAGAUGCUAUUCGAAAAAGAAAAGAUCUCGAUUAUCUGAUGAAAGAAUGCAACGUUAGCAAAUCGAAGGAUUUGACAUGGCAACUUAUCGCCGAUUCAACGGAAAGGAGGAUCCAGAUCAUUAGAACACAAUGGAUUGAACAUAGAGGGAGAUUGCAACGCGAGGGCAUUGAUCCGGACGGAGUUCCUUGGGCUAUACGUUUCCGGGACCCUUCGACAUGGACAUUCAAGAAAGUCACUUAUGUCGAAGCUACCACACGAAGGAAACUUGGACCGAAGAAAAAACUAUCAAUAAGAAUGAGGGAAAAGGGGCGUUGGCUCAAAGACGCUAUCAAAGAUACGUUGCAAUCAGGCUAA
Messenger RNA from Cadophora gregata, 1131 nucleotides. RefSeq lists its product as uncharacterized. Lineage: Eukaryota; Fungi; Ascomycota; Leotiomycetes; Helotiales; Ploettnerulaceae. The record is from RefSeq and is a predicted model, not a curated record. The transcript has 2 exons. Bases 1 to 1131 code for a protein of 376 amino acids.